AUGGGAGAUAUCGCCGAACGCAUUGCAGGAGCCAGGAAAGAGGCUGAAGUAUUAAAAGAAAAGAUCAAACAGAAGCGAGAUGCUCUAGCCGAUACAACACUAAAACAAGCAGCAGCAGACUUGGAGCUCUUACCACGUAUCGUCAUGAAAGUGCGUCGAACCCUCAAGGGCCACUUGGCCAAAAUAUAUGCCAUGCACUGGGCCAACGACAAGCGCCAUCUAGUCUCUGCCUCUCAAGACGGUAAACUGAUUGUCUGGGACGCAUACACUACAAACAAGGUCCACGCCAUCCCUCUCCGAUCAUCUUGGGUCAUGACUUGCGCCUACGCACCAUCUGGUAACUUUGUCGCUUGUGGUGGUCUCGACAAUAUUUGCUCUAUAUACAACCUAAAGACUAAAGAAGGAACAGUCAAAGUCGCUCGUGAAUUGACUGCACAUACGGGAUACUUGUCGUGUUGUCGAUUUAUCUCGGAUCGUCAGAUUAUUACCUCGUCUGGUGACAUGUCUUGUAUGUUGUGGGACAUUGAUGCGGGUAUGAAGACUCUAGAGUUUACAGACCAUACUGGUGAUGUAAUGAGCUUGUCGCUGAGCCCUGAUAAAAACACGUUUGUAUCGGGUGCUUGUGACUCGUCUGCCAAAGUAUGGGAUAUAAGAACUGGUCGUUGCGUGCAAACGUUUACUGGUCAUGAAUCUGAUAUCAACGCUGUGCAAUUCUUCCCCAACGGAGACGCAUUCUGUACUGGCUCAGAUGACGCCUCUUGCCGUCUAUUUGACUUGCGUGCAGACCGAGAAAUGAACCAAUACACCCACGACAACAUUCUCUGCGGAAUCACUUCAGUGGCCUUCUCCAUCUCUGGUCGUCUCCUCUUCGCUGGAUAUGAAGACUUUAAUUGCAAUGUUUGGGAUACUCUAAAGGGAGAACGUGUUGGUAUCUUGGCAGCUCACGAAAACAGAGUUUCUUGCUUGGGUAUCUCUAGUGAUGGAAUGGCCCUUUGCACUGGUUCAUGGGACUCGCUGCUCAAGAUCUGGGCUUAA
This is a messenger RNA of Synchytrium microbalum, 1035 nucleotides long. RefSeq lists its product as uncharacterized. Gene Ontology annotation, cellular component: cytoplasm; heterotrimeric G-protein complex. The record is from RefSeq and is a predicted model, not a curated record. Gene Ontology annotation, molecular function: protein binding; signaling receptor complex adaptor activity. The coding region runs from base 1 to 1035 and encodes 344 amino acids. NCBI's taxonomy places the organism in Eukaryota, Fungi, Chytridiomycota, Chytridiomycetes, Synchytriales, Synchytriaceae. Gene Ontology annotation, biological process: G protein-coupled receptor signaling pathway. The transcript is spliced from 4 exons.